Verruconis gallopava is the source of this 516-nucleotide messenger RNA. RefSeq lists its product as uncharacterized. NCBI's taxonomy places the organism in Eukaryota, Fungi, Ascomycota, Dothideomycetes, Venturiales, Sympoventuriaceae. The transcript has 2 exons. The coding region runs from base 1 to 516 and encodes 171 amino acids. The record is from RefSeq and is a predicted model, not a curated record.
AUGAGGCUUCUCGGCUCUUUAGUCGUCGUCGCCGUCGUCGUCGCACCAAGCAUAUCAGCACUGCCAUUGCGAACGAAUGAUGCAAACAGUCUCCAAUCCAAGCAACUGGUUCACGAGCGCUCUUCCACAAGAUUAGAUGCUGAAAACAGCUUCCAGAAGAGAGUUAUAAUUCUAGCCACGAAUUUGGGCCUUGGACUUGGCGGUAUUAUCGGGGAUGCAGCAGCGAGCGGCGUUGGGGACGCAGUUGGUGGCGCGGUUGGAGACAUUAAAAACAUAUUCGACGGUGGAAGCGCACCUGCGAGCAAGUCACAAGAUGACAGCUCGGCCGAUCCAGUCAUAGAAGCUCUCCAGAAUGCGGUAGAAAAUCCACAGCCUGGAAUCUUCAACCUUAUCGGCGGGGCUGUAGGCGAAUGGUUCGGUGCUGAAGUUGGAAAGUUCAUAUCGCAGGGACUGGAAGGAAAUGCAAAUGUCCCGGCCAUAACGCAGUUCAUCGACGAAGCAACUUCCAAGAAUUGA